GGUCUAUCCAGAACAUACAUGCCGCAGCAAUCGGGAUGGAUGUCUCAUACUUUAUGCAUUGCAGUAAGGUGAAGUUGGGCCAAAACCUAUAUGUGGAGGCCCUGUUGGAUGCGGAAAAGGUCAUUGAGCUCAACUCUUCAUCUCACCUUGGAUACGAAUUGAAGUAUGCGGCGCUUCGUAGAGCACAGCGCUACGAUGAUGCGUCCGAGGCCUUCACAAUCAUGCUCUCCAAGUUGGACAAUGCACCGGACCCACAGAUACGGCAGCUACGCCAGCAAUACGUCAGUCCAUCUGAAGUAAAAGAUGCUACUCGACGAGCCAUUGACGCUCAACUGGAAAACGCUCCACUUCGUCUAAUCAACACCAUCACUGGGCAUAUAUGUGAUCGAAAUGCACAGUUCAACACAUUUACGGAGAGUACAGAGUACAAAGAGCUUUCGCAUUCAUUGGUGAUGCAUGUACCCCUCCAAACGAAGCUCAUCAAAAAAGCAGUCGUCAAGCACUUCGGUUGGGUCAUGUUAUCCCAUAGGUGGGGAACCAAGGAGCCGGGGCUGCACGACAUUCAGGGCAGGAACAUAUACGACUUGAAUCCGGUCGGAACUAUCGUGAAGUUGCAGAAUUUUUGCAGAGUCACUCGCAAUGAGGGGUAUCGCUGGGCGUGGGUCGAUACGUGCUGCAUCGACCAGAACAACCAUGUUGAGGUCCAGCAAUCCGUCAACUCCAUGUUCGUCUGGUAUCACUACUCAGCCCUCACCAUCGUUUACCUAUCGGAUGUCCCGCCCUCGUCAAAGUGGGGCACGCUCGCAAGCAGCAUUUGGAAUACGCGAGGAUGGACCGUUCAGGAGUUCCUCGCUCCUAAAAUUGUUCUUUUCUACCAAGCAGAUUGGAGCCUAUAUCUCGACGACUGCUCUCGUAACCACAAAGAGUCUGUCGCUAUCACACAGGAGUUGGAGAGUUCAACUGGCAUAAAUGCGCGGGCGCUCGUCGCCUUCCGCCCGGGAAUGAGAGAUGCCCGAGAGAAACUUCGAUGGGCAUCAACGCGUGUCACCACGUUGCAGGAAGACAUCGCAUAUUCGCUAUUUGGGAUCUUCGGCGUCCACCUCCCUGUAAUCUACGGAGAAAAAAGACAGAAUGCGCUCGGACGACUCUUACAGGAGAUCAUAGCUCAUUCGGGCGACAUCACAGCUCUUGAUUGGAAGUCAGGCGGAGUCCUGGUGGAGACGGGGAUAAAUGUUUUACACUAUGAAGUCAAGGCAGAUGGGCUGAAAGACCUGCUGGUCACAACGGAAGACAGCUGGUUCAAUUCUCACCUGCUAAGCGUACUCGGCAGACAUCCUUGCUCAUCCGUCCAUGGAAUCGACAAGACGCAGAGUGCAGAAGAUUGGCGCGAGCCUGGGUCUCCGUCAGAUGAUACGUUCGUCGGCUAUCCUGGAUACAGCGAGCAGGCUACACGAGAAUUGAGAUUGAUCGUUCGCCUCGGACGGCCUUUUGGCGCACUUUUGCUUGCGCAGCAGUGGGGUGGGGAGUAUAAGAGAAUCGCUACGGAUAACAAUAUCAUCGCACAAGUCAGGAAUAUGGCUUCUGUCGAUGACAUGAUGGACGUCAGGACGGUGGAAAUAUUGUAGCUGCGAAAAACGGGACAUUUUCAUUUCAUACUUUGACAACACCUCCACCUGAAUAAUAUCCCUAGGACUUUGUAUCGCAUCAUAUAUAGUGGCAGGUUACUGUGUACACGUCACAAUGCAAUGAAGAGAGAUGUAAAGCCGAGAGAGCUCUGUCUAUACUAGAGUCGAAUUAUACGGCAGCCCCUUC
This is a messenger RNA of Suillus subaureus, 1812 nucleotides long. Its product is annotated as heterokaryon incompatibility protein-domain-containing protein. Bases 36 to 1625 code for a protein of 529 amino acids. The record is from RefSeq and is a predicted model, not a curated record. The transcript is spliced from 5 exons. Lineage: Eukaryota; Fungi; Basidiomycota; Agaricomycetes; Boletales; Suillaceae. Gene Ontology annotation, molecular function: protein binding.